Micromonas pusilla CCMP1545 is the source of this 1242-nucleotide messenger RNA. RefSeq lists its product as uncharacterized. Gene Ontology annotation, molecular function: DNA binding; DNA-binding transcription factor activity. The record is from RefSeq and is a predicted model, not a curated record. The transcript has a single exon. Bases 1 to 1242 code for a protein of 413 amino acids. NCBI's taxonomy places the organism in Eukaryota, Viridiplantae, Chlorophyta, Mamiellophyceae, Mamiellales, Mamiellaceae. Gene Ontology annotation, biological process: regulation of DNA-templated transcription.
AUGGACGACGACGCCUCCCCCCCGCGCGCGCGUCUCGGUCACCUCCGCGGCCGCGGACGCCGCGCGACCGCCGCGGCGACGGAGGCGGACGUCGCGACGCGCGACGGAAGCGACUGCAGCGAGUCCGCGGGCGGCGGCGUCGACCGGACCUGCGGCGUCCUCGCGCCGCCGCCGCCGCCGUCGUCCGCGACGACGACGACGACGACGACGACGAGCCCGACGACGACGAUGCAGGCGUGGGAGCGCGAGCGCGAGCUCGAGCAGACGCGGUCGUGGCGCGCGCUGCUCGAGGCGGACGACCUGUUCGACGACGGCGCGGGGUGCGGCGCGCGCGUCGCGGUCGCGCGCGCGGCGCGCUACGCGCCGUCGCAUCAGACGCAUCAGACGCAUCCACACGUCGCGCAUCAUCACCCGUACGCGCAUUUCGGCGGCGAAUACGCCGGCGGCGGCGGCGCGCAGCGCGAGGGCGUCGCGCGAGGCGUCGUCUCGCAGCUGCGACGGAGUCACACCGUGAGCGGGUACGGUCCGAGCGUCGGUCUCGGUUUCGGUUUCGACCGCACGCCGCCGGACCUCUCCGCCGCCGCCGCCGCCGCCGCCGCCGCGUCCGCCGCGGUCGAGAUGCAGCGCGAGGGGGCGCGCCACGGCGCGAACGGCCGUCUUCGCGUCGCGCGCGUCGGUCGAUCGCCGCCGCGCGGGAGCCUCGUGGAUCGCCUGAGGGCGUCCGCGGAGCGCGACCCGCCGCCGCGGCUCAGAGGCGCCGACGGCGCGCCGCGCGACGAGCGCGACCGCUCGCGCGACGCCGCGCCCGUCGGCCGCGGCGCGCGCCUCCCGCCGCACCUCCGCAGGACGCAGUCCCAGCCCGCGCGCGUCUCCGACGGCCGCGCGUUCUGCAGCCCGACGUCCGUCGCGAUCGCGCGCGACGGCGCCGGCGCCGGCGCCGGCGCCGACGCGCGCGGCGGGUUCGAGGUCACGUUCCCGGCGAGCGAAGAGGCCGCCGCCGCCGCCGCCGCCGCCGCCGCCGCGCAGGCGAGCGACCCGCGACCGUUCGGCUACCUCGGCGUCACGCGCCCGCUGUGGACGACGCGGUGGGAGGCGAACCUCGUCGACCCGGCGAGCGCGGAGACGGUGUUCUUGGGGAACUUCUCCGAGAAGGAGAGCGCCGCGAGGGCGUACGACGCGGCGGCGAUGAAGGCGCGUUCUACUGUAUACACUGGUCCCCAUACGACCGCGUCGGCGUGGUGA